GGUUCAGCUGAGAAGGGACUUUUAGCGAGGGCUGGAGUGUGUGUUAAACUGUGUGUGUUAGUGAGACCAGUUUUUCUUCCUUAGUUCUUAGGGAGUUUUUAGGGAGUGUAAUGUGUUCUUCUUGGUGCUUGUGGUGUUUGCAGAGUAGGUCUACAGAGUCAGGUUGUGAGAGUGUAAAUCAGUAGUCUGAUGAGACUCUUAUCGCACAGGUGUAAGGGUUAGAUUCAGCAGGUGUGUGUAUGUGUGUGGCUGUAAGAAAGGAGGAUAUACCAGAGGCAAACGUGUGUGUUUUUGCUGCUAUUUUUAAGUGUGUUUGUAUUUUUGUGAACACUGAGGAUGUCUAAUUCUACCAUCAACUUCUACGCCCUAUCACAGUCCUUCAGCGUCUCUGACAUCAUUGUAAUAGCAACCUACUUUCUUCUCAACCUCGCUGUCGGCAUCUGGUCAUCAUGCAGGGUGAGCAGGAAUACUCUGAGCGGAUAUUUUUUGGCUGGACGGGACAUGGCCUGGUGGCCGAUCGGAGCGUCUCUUUUUGCCAGUUCAGAGGGCUCAGGUCUGUUUAUUGGUCUGGCUGGGACUGGAGCUGCAGGAGGCAUCGCUGUCACUGGUUUUGAAUGGAACGCCACCUAUGUUUUGCUUGCUCUGGCCUGGUUAUUUGUACCUGUCUACAUCUCCUCAGGGAUUGUGACAAUGCCGGAGUAUCUGGGUCGUCGUUUCGGGGGGGAGAGGAUCAGAACCUACCUGGCUGUCCUCUCACUGCUGCUGUCCGUCUUCACAAAGAUAUCAACCGACCUGUACUCUGGAGCCUUGUUUGUUCAGGUGUGUCUGGGAUGGAACCUCUACCUGUCCACUGUCCUCAUGCUGGUGGUCACUGCACUCUACACUAUUGCAGGUGGUCUUGCUGCUGUCAUCUACACCGACACUCUUCAGACAUUUAUCAUGAUUGUAGGAGCAAUCAUCUUAACAAUUACUGCCUUUAACAAGAUUGGUGGCUAUAGUAACCUGGAGCGAGUGUACAGCAUGGCAGUGCCCAGUAAGAUCAUUCCAAACAGCACCUGCCACCUGCCACGUCAGGAUGCCAUGCACCUGUUCAGAGAUGCCGUCACUGGAGACCUGCCCUGGCCUGGCAUGACACUGGGGCUCACCAUACUGGCUACCUGGUACUGGUGCACCGACCAGGUUAUUGUACAACGGUCCCUGUCUGCUAAGAACAUGAGUCAUGUGAAAGGAGCAUCGAUCCUGGCUGCCUAUCUGAAGAUUCUGCCCUUCAUCUUCAUCAUCCUCCCUGGCAUGAUCAGCCGAGCUCUCUAUCCAGACACUGUUGGAUGUGUGGACCCUGAGGAGUGUGUGCGAGUGUGUGGAGCUGAGGUAGGAUGCUCCAACAUCGCCUUUCCCAAACUGGUCAUUGAACUCAUGCCAAGCGGCUUGCGGGGGCUCAUGAUAGCAGUAAUGAUGGCAGCUCUGAUGUCUUCACUGACCUCCAUCUUCAACAGCAGCUCCACACUCUUCACCAUGGACAUCUGGAAGAAACAUCGCCCACAAGCCUCAGAGAAAGAGCUGCUACUGGUCGGCAGGAUUGUGACAGUGAUCUUGGUGGUGGUGAGUGUGGUGUGGAUCCCCAUCCUACAGUCGGCCAACAGUGGCCAGCUGUAUGUUUACAUCCAGUCUGUGACGAGCUACCUUGCUCCACCGGUCACUGCUGUUUUCACUCUGGCUGUCUUCUGGAAGAGAACCAAUGAGCAGGGUGCAUUCUGGGGCCUGAUGGUGGGUUUGGUGGUGGGUGUGUGUAGGAUGGUGCUGGAGUUUGCUUUCCCUCCUCCCAGAUGUGGCAUUGUGGAUUCUGCACCUGCAGUGCUGCGCGGCGUCCACUACCUCCACUUCGCCAUACUGCUCUGUGGGCUCACUGCUAUCGUGGUUACUAUAGUAUCACUGCUUACACCCCCACCCAGCCCUGAACAGGUGUGUAACCUGACCUGGUGGACAAUAACUGAAGAGCCACAAAGAGAAAUUCCUCUACAGAAAGUGUCCUCUGUCAGCCACCGUAUCUCCCAGGGCUCUGAGCCAGCUCGGCGGAUGACAUGUGGUCAGGGGGUAGGUUCCUGUAUUGCAGCAGUGCGGCGAUCAGGAGAGACUCCAGCUCCCAGAGUUCCCAGUGUGAGAGAGAGUGUGUUCUGGUCCAGGUUCUGCUGUGCUAAUGCGCUCCUGCUGAUCAGCAUUAACAUUUUUCUCUAUGCAUACUUUGCCUGAGUGGAGAAUCACAUUUAACAUCCUGCCUCACCCUCAAGCUGAACUCCUGCCAGUCCCUCCAACGUGAACUAAAAACCUCCUGCCUGCCAAACAGUAGCUCAUUUCUCCAGAUCCAGGAAUGUGGCGAAAAAAACAGAUUGUCGAGCAGAUUUUACCUGAAUUCUUUAGAAAUCAAUGCAAUGUAUUUCACAAAAGAAAAGCCUCCAGUUGUAGUUUCAGGUGCUGUAAAACAUCCACAUCUCAAAAUAGAAAAUACCCAGAGAACAGAUCCCUCCAUCAGGGCUGCACAAACCUCUAAAUUUAUUUUCUUCAACAGCAAAUGCUGAGACAUUCUUUUAUCUGCAUCUGGAUCCACAUCUGCAACAAAUUACACAUAAUGACUGACAAUAAUAGAAUACACAUGUCAUACUUUUUUAUUCAAGUAAGUCCAAGAUUUCAUGAGAAAAUGGUGAAAAUGUGCAAAAAGGCCCCUUGUCACAAUGUUUUUAAAUCAUUAGCAGCUCAGGCUGUGUUCAGUGUUGUCCUUUAGAAUCACUUCAUUAGACAUAGUGUUUCUACUGAUGUGUUUGAUGUUAUGUUUAUUAUUUUAACACUGCCCCACUAUAGGAUUUCAGGUUGUUCUACUUGUUGUAAUCUAAAUUUAAAGUCUCAGGAGGGUAUUGUACCAAUUACAAUGAAGCUUGUGGCUUGUAACAAGCUAACAUGAAUGUGCAGUUAGUGCUUAAUGCACAUCAUAUCUUGUACCUAAAGCUUACAAAAUAUAUAGUAAGAUAAUAUAGUACAUCUGUGUGGGUUAGGUUGUAUGUGACUCAUAAUUCCAUUUCAUUUAGAAUUUAGAUGUUUAAUGGUAAUUAUAUAGUUUUGUUGAUGGCCUUAUAUCUGUCAGGUAAGGUUUUUGUGAACCUUCAGUUAUUGUUCUAGUGUUCUUUCAUGCUGUUAAGCUUUUUUUAAUUAAUAUAAAUCAGAAUUUCUCAACCUUUUCUUGUCCAUUACAAAUUCUCAUGACUCCAGCUAUUAGAGUUUUUAAGUUGUCGUCUAAACACAUUCAUAACUCCAAAUGCAUCAAAAUUAUAUUGAAAUAAUGAGAAGAUUUAUAUUUAUUUUUCUAUUAUUACAAAUUUAUCAGUGUUGAAAAUCGCCUCCAGCUCUGGUCUACUUGACAACAAGGGGCAUCAACCUCAAGGCUGAGAAACUCUAAUAAUAAUAUCUAUGUUGCUGUGCAUUCAUUUUUUUAUUGGUGAAAUUCAUUAAGAAGUAUUGAGAAGCACAAAUUGUUGGAUGUGAAGAACCUCAUGUCAGUCAAGAGACAAAAUAUCUCGACAACUUGCCCCUCAAAGGUUUUUUUCUUGUGAUAUUGCUAAUAAAUGUAAAGAUAUAUGCAUCAAAGCUACACGUGUUUGUCCACAAAUGCAGGUUACAGUAUUUAUAA
Molecule: messenger RNA, 3676 nt
Organism: Seriola dumerili (greater amberjack)
Lineage: Eukaryota; Metazoa; Chordata; Actinopteri; Carangiformes; Carangidae
Gene: slc5a10
Product: solute carrier family 5 member 10
Exons: 15
Coding region: 337-2247 (636 amino acids)
Biological process (GO): transmembrane transport
Cellular component (GO): plasma membrane
Molecular function (GO): D-glucose:sodium symporter activity
Source: RefSeq, a predicted model, not a curated record